Molecule: messenger RNA, 330 nt
Organism: Dioszegia hungarica
Lineage: Eukaryota; Fungi; Basidiomycota; Tremellomycetes; Tremellales; Bulleribasidiaceae
Product: putative 40S ribosomal protein S20
Exons: 3
Coding region: 1-330 (109 amino acids)
Cellular component (GO): cytosolic small ribosomal subunit
Molecular function (GO): structural constituent of ribosome
Source: RefSeq, a predicted model, not a curated record
AUGCCCCCUCAAGUAAAGUCAAAGGCCCAAAAGGCCGCGGCCGCCAUGGCUGGUUCGCGAGCUGGCAAGAAGAAGAAGUGGUCCAAGGGGAAGGUUAAGGACAAGGCGCAGAACGCCGUUGUGCUCGACAAGCCAACAUACGAGCGUAUCAUCAAGGAGGUCCCCACCUACAAAGUCAUCUCCCAAUCCACUCUCAUCGACCGAAUGAAGGUCAACGGCUCCCUCGCCCGCCGCGCCAUCGCCCACCUCGAGAAGGAAGGCCUCAUCAAGCGGGUCGUGCACCACCACGGCCAGCUGGUUUACACACGGGCUAUCGCCGCUAAGGACUAG